CGUACGCUGUUUUCUUUAAAAAAAAAUAUUUUUAGAAUAUUGCCAGUUAAAUUCUCAAAACUUUUGAAAUUCUAAUUUUCACACUGUUGAUCCAUGUCGUUGAAAAGAUUGGUUAAGAGUCUAUUAUCCCAUUGCCUCUCGAUCAUCUCUUUCUUCCGAAGAACGCCGCUACCACCAGAGGAGAGUGAGCUGAUUCAGGAUAGGAGAAUAGUUAUGGCUGAGGAAUUUGUGUCGUCCGGAGUGCAGAAACUCUUGGGCGUCGUGAAUCGAGAAACUAAGCGAUUGCGUGGAGUUCACGAGCAAGUUGCUGAUUUAAUAUGUCAGAAGAGAGCGCUACAAUCAUUUUUGGAAGAUGCAGAUGCCAAGAAAUAUGGGAGUGAAAGAUUGAGAAACCUCUUGGAAGAUGUCAAGGACGUUAUUGAGGAUGCUGAAGCUACAGAAGAUUCCUAUCUUUUGAAAGAACGUAGUGGAGAAGAAAAAGGGAUCAUGACGUGUGUGAAAAGACAUUCUUGCUUCUUAUUUAAUCGCCGGAAAUUUGCUACACAUAUUGAAGGCAUAAAUAAGAGAAUCUCUAAGCUGAUUGCCCGAAUGUGUGAUUUUGGAAUACACCAGAUCAUCGAUGGUAACUGUUCAGUGUCUUCGCACGAGAGACAAAGGCUGCAACGGGAGACCCAACAAACAUUUCCUGGAAGUUCUGAAAACAAUCUUGUGGGAGUGGAACAAAGUGUUAAAACACUGGUUGGUCACUUGGUGGAUAAUAAUGAUAACAUCCAAGUGGUUUCCAUAUCCGGAAUGGGUGGUAUUGGUAAAACAACACUAGCCAAACAAGUUUUUCAGCAUGAUGAUGUACGACGUCAUUUUAAAGGAUUUGCAUGGAUCUAUGUUUCGCAAGAGUUCACUCAAAAGGACAUUUGGCAAAGGGUAUUGCAAGAUCUUAGACCACAUGAUGGAGACGUUAAACAGAUGGAUGAGGGUACUCUUCAAGGAAAACUCUGUCAAUUAUUGGAAACGUCAAGAUAUUUGAUUGUCCUCGAUGAUGUAUGGAAAGAUGAAGCUUGGGACAGAAUCAAAGCGGCGUUUCCCCUAAAAAGAGGUGGUUCUAAGGUGAUACUUACUUCUCGCAAUGAAGGUGUGGGUUCACACGCAGAUCCAACAUGUUUUCCCUUUAGACCAAGAACCCUUACCCUCGAAGAAAGUUGGCAGCUGUGUAAGAGCAUAGUAUUCCCUAAACAAGAUGCAACUGAAUUUGUUGUUGAUGAAGAACUAGAAGCCAUGGGUAAGAAAAUGAUGCUCACACAUUGUGGAGGACUACCUUUGGCCGUUAAAGUGCUAGGAGGCUUGUUAGCUAAGAAACCUACGGUUUCUGAAUGGGAAAAAGUAUGUGACCAAGUUGCACGAGAAUCUGGUUUAGAUGAUAAAAAACUCAGUUCAGUUUACCGAGUAUUGUGUCUGAGUUAUGAAGAUCUGCCAAUGCAUUUGAAGCAUUGCUUCCUUUACCUAGCUCAUUUCCCCGAAGAUUACAAGAUAGAUUUGGAGAAAUUGUUCCUUUGUUGGGCUGCAGCAGGAAUAAUAAAAUCAUUUCAUGAUGGAGAUACCACCAUUCGAGAAAGUGGGGAAGACUAUCUCGAAGAGCUUGUAACGAGAAAUAUAGUUAUAGUUGUAAAAAGCAAUUCGAGUUGGGAGACUCAUUUCCCUAAAGACUACAAAAUGGACGUUGAGGAAUUAUUCACAAACUGGGGUGCAGAAGGAAUAAUAAAGUCAGUUUGGAAUGGAGCGACCAUUCAAGAAAGUAAAGAAGACUACCUUGAAGACCUAGUUAGGAGAAAUAUGGUCACUAUUGUAAAUAGCUAUUCGAGCUGGGGAUCGGGUUACUGUCAGAUGCAUGACAUCAUGAGAGAAGUAUGUUUAUUAAAAUCCAAAGAAGAGAACUUUGUUGACUUCAUCAACUCACAUACUUCCACCACUACCAUCAAUGCUCACAUUCCUAGCAGAUCUCGAAGACUCGUUGUACAUGGUGGCAGUGCACUUCAUAUGCUGGGACGUAAAAAAAAUAAAAGGGUUAGAUCUAUUUUGUGUUUUGGAGCUGAGGGAAACUUGUGGAAGCAGUCAUCUCGAGGAUUCCGAAGUUUACCAUUACUCAGGAUGUUAGAUCUGAAUGGAGCCAAGUUUAAAGGAGGGGAGUUACCUUCCAGUAUUGGGAAGCUCAUCCACUUGAGAUUCUUGAGUUUACGUGGGGCUUGCGUAUCUAAACUACCUCAUUCCCUAGGGAACCUAAAGUUUCUGCUCUAUUUGAACUUGUGCGUCAAUCAGGUAGUUCAUGUCCCAAAUGUUUUAAAAGAGAUGCUAGAGUUGAGGUACCUUUUGCUACCAGCUUUUAUGGACGAUAAAACGAAGUUGGAAUUGGCUGCUCUAGUAAAGCUGGAGACGUUGUGGUAUUUCCCAACGAAAAACAUCAGUGUGACAGACCUCCUAUGUAUGACUAGGCUCAGGACUCUCCGUGUAUAUCUCAAUGGUGGGUGUACUUCUGAAACACUAUCUUCAUCUCUUCGUGGAUUAAGUAAGCUGGAGCAGUUUACUUUAGUUGCUUCUGACAAAUCACAUGUUUAUAACGGGGGAGAUUUCACUAGGGACUGCAAUCGUCUAAAGAGUUUAACGCUGGUGAUGCAUAUGCCAAGGUCUCUUGAGCAAGAUCAAUUCCCUCCUUUACUUGCACACAUAUGUCUGCAAUAUUGCAGGAUGGAGGAGGAUCCAAUGCCGGUUCUUGAAAAGUUGCUUCAUCUUGAGUCGGUUGAUUUAUCAGAUAGUUGCUUCGUCGGGAGGAGAAUGGUGUGCUCGGAAUCUGGAUUCCCUCGGUUAUGUGCUCUACAAAUAUCUAAACAAGAAGAACUGGAAGAGUGGAUAGUAGAAGAAGGGUCGGUGCCAUGUCUUCGUACUUUGACUAUAGAGAAAUGUGAAAAGUUGAAGGAGCUACCUGACGGGUUGAAGUAUAUAACUUGCUUGAAGGAACUGAAGAUUCAAAGAAUGAACAAGGAGUGGACGAAGAAAUUGGAACCAGGUGGGGAACACUACUGCAGAGCCCAACACAUUCCUGAUGUUCAGUUUAUCAAUUGUAUCGGCGAAUAAGAAUAAUAAAGUCUACCAGGUGAGAAUCUUGACCUGAUAUGUUACCGAUUGUGUGUGAUGUGAUAAGUCGUUUUAUCUUUUGUGUUGAUGUAUAAUAUUCAAACAUAUCUUAUUUACGAACUUACGUUUGUAUGUUGCUUACUUGCAAACUCUCUCUUUCAUUCUAUUUAAGUUUGAUAUAAUAUUGUGAACCAU
This is a messenger RNA of Brassica oleracea var. oleracea, 3318 nucleotides long. RefSeq names its product putative inactive disease susceptibility protein LOV1. Gene Ontology annotation, molecular function: ADP binding. The record is from RefSeq and is a predicted model, not a curated record. Lineage: Eukaryota; Viridiplantae; Streptophyta; Magnoliopsida; Brassicales; Brassicaceae. Gene Ontology annotation, biological process: defense response to other organism.